Molecule: messenger RNA, 956 nt
Organism: Sardina pilchardus (European sardine)
Lineage: Eukaryota; Metazoa; Chordata; Actinopteri; Clupeiformes; Clupeidae
Product: E3 ubiquitin-protein ligase DTX3L-like
Exons: 3
Coding region: 235-765 (176 amino acids)
Biological process (GO): Notch signaling pathway; protein ubiquitination
Cellular component (GO): nucleoplasm
Molecular function (GO): ubiquitin protein ligase activity; metal ion binding
Source: RefSeq, a predicted model, not a curated record
UUUAAUGGUGCCGCAGCAGGGAGACUGACAUAUGGAACCAGUGCUGGCGCUGGUGGAUAUGGAGUCAGGAAAUGGAUAGAAUCUAAGCCAGGAUGUUGGAGGCCAGCAAAUGGAUAUGAAGGGCAAGAACAGAGGGAGGCAGGUUCAAGAGAAGGACCAAACGGCAAUCGCAAAGUACUGUCUGGAGGACAAGAUGGAAGUGGACCCUCAGAGGAUGAGACCUGCCCCAUCUGUAUGGAUGAGUUUACCGAUAAAGAGAAGCUGUUGUGUGGCCAUGCUUUCUGUAAGGACUGCCUAAGACAGUCAGUGGAAAGCAUGGGUGCCACCUGCCCGGUGUGCAAGAAGGUGUUUGGAAAGAUUGUGGGAGACCAGCCCGAUGGAACGAUGACACACUAUACACAGAAUAUAUGCCUUCCUGGGUUUAAACGAUGUGGCAGCAUAGUCAUUAACUAUCACAUUCCCAAUGGCCUUCAGUCAAGCAAACAUCCCAAGCCAGGUCGACCGUUCCAUGGUGCACAAAGAACAGCUUACUUGCCAGACAACAAGGAAGGGAGGGAGGUACUGGCACUCCUGAGAAAGGCCUUUGACCAGAAGUUGAUAUUUACAGUGGGCACUUCACGCACCAGUGGCAGGGAUGACUGUGUGACCUGGAACGAUAUCCAUCAUAAAACCAACAUCCAUGGAGGAGCACAAAGAUUUGGCUACCCGGAUGAUUACUACCUGCAGAGAGUGCGAGAUGAACUCAAAGCCAAAGGCAUUGAGUAAAGAAGCUGCCAUAAUAACAGCUUAGAUGCCAACAGCAGUGGAUGUCUGCGAUAAUAUUUAGUCCUUCAACCUUUAUGCUGUAAUGAUUACGUACAUAUUUGUUUUUUCUUGGUUAUGGGAACGUUGCUUGAAAGUUGCGAAUGUUGUCCUAUGGUUUGCCAGGAAAGGUUUUCUGAUGGAAAUACUACUUU